Molecule: messenger RNA, 2950 nt
Organism: Xiphophorus maculatus (southern platyfish)
Lineage: Eukaryota; Metazoa; Chordata; Actinopteri; Cyprinodontiformes; Poeciliidae
Gene: npnta
Product: nephronectin
Exons: 14
Coding region: 368-2233 (621 amino acids)
Cellular component (GO): membrane
Molecular function (GO): calcium ion binding
Source: RefSeq, a predicted model, not a curated record
GCUUGUUGUGAGUUUGGAGAGUCCGCUACCUGAACUUGUGAGAAGAGAGAGAGAGAAGGGAAGAGAAAGGAAGGGAGGAGGGAAGAAGGCUGUGCGCUCUUCUCCCGGCAGAGUGCGUCCCGCUCACGCACACUCAACGGGACUCGCUCUGCUUUCAGGCAUUAAGCUAGAUUGUCCUCCCCGCUUCUCCUGCUGGAUAUCGCAGAUGAACAGUUUAACGAACGCAGGCAAACUCUUCCCACCCGACAGCAUUCAGGCUCCAGCGCACAAAUCCACUCUGUUUUAAAUAGUCUGUUUGCUUUGGUCACCUUUUCCCACCCGGUCCUUUUGGAUUACGUUAGACCGAGAUCAAACUGGGCGCGCAACUAUGGAAAUCAUGCAAUUGUGGAUAAAGUUGGUGGUGUUUUACUGUUGCUGUUUGGGAGCAAGUGCAGAUUUCGAUGGCAGGUGGCCGCGGCAGAUGGCAUCAUCCAAUGGCAUGUGUCGAUAUGGGGGCAGGGUGGACUGCUGCUGGGGAUGGACGCGCCGCUCCUGGGGUCACUGCCAGCCUCUCUUCGCCUUAACUCACAGAGUAGUCGGGAUAAGGUGCCAGCCCCAAGCUGUGUGUCAACCUAGCUGUAAGCAUGGGGAGUGUGUGGGACCCAACAAGUGCAAGUGCCAUCCAGGCUUCACCGGCAAGACCUGCAAUCAAGAAGAAACGCUGGACCAUUUAUUACCCCUGGUGUGGGAUGGCCACCUUCCUGUCUUUCUUCCUGUGGACCAUCAGCCAGUGGGAGUAGUGACGGAGGACCUGAAUGAGUGUGGGCUGAAGCCGAGGCCCUGCAAGCACAGGUGCAUGAACACAUACGGGAGCUACAAGUGCUACUGCCUAAAUGGCUACAUGCUGAUGCCUGAUGGGACAUGUGGAAACGCUCGGAGUUGCGCCAUGGCCAACUGCCAGUACGGCUGUGAGGUGCUGAAAGGAGAGGUCCGAUGUCAGUGUCCGUCACCGGGCUUGCAGCUGGCCCCAGAUGGAAGAACAUGUGUGGAUGUGGAUGAAUGUGCAGCAGGGAUAGCAGUGUGUCCCAGGUUCAGGAAAUGUAUUAACACCUUUGGAAGCUACAUCUGCAAAUGCCACGAAGGAUUUGACCUACAAUACGUCAAUGGGAAAUACCAGUGCAUAGACGUGGAUGAGUGCUCUUUAGGCCUGAGCCACUGCAGCAGCUUCGCCACCUGCUACAACACGCCAGGCUCAUACAAGUGCAAAUGCAGAGACGGCUACAGGGGGAUGGGGCACGACUGUAUACCCAUUCCAAAGGUGGUUAUUGACCCCCCGAGACCAGGCAAACUGCCUCCCAAUCAUCACAACCACAUCCCAGACUUGGAUCACAAAAGGAUUGCCACAGUCCGCCCACCAGUAACUCCAAAGAAAACCUUCCCUGUUGUUCCAAAAUCGCCACUCACAACUACAACUGAAGCCCCGCCGGCCCCCAGGACAAUCACCCCACUUCCACGCAAACCAGCAGUUCCCACUCGAAAGCCCUUCAUCUCAAAUCAAAAGCCAUCAAUACCCACACGCAAACCCUACAUCCCUCCAAGGGUUGUGGUUCCCACAGGAAAACCCCCACUCGUAACCUCUCCACCAGACAACACCAUUCAGAGGGAGGUAACCAAACAAAGAGGAGAUGUGCACAUCCCUAGGAAUAAUGGUCACAACACUGUUCUGGACACAGACUUUGAUAUUGAGCUCGGCAAUACAGCAGAUGAAGCCAAGGAUGACCCAGACUCGGGGUAUUUGAGCUGCUCCUUUGAUGACGGUCUUUGCGGUUGGAUCAGCGACAAAGACGGAGACCUGCACUGGGAGACGACGCCUGAUCCCACAGGUGGAUGGUAUCUCACGAUCCCAGAAACAGGAAACAAGAGGACGGGACGAGGGGCCCGGCUAGUACUUCCUCUCACCCCGCCAUGGAAUGAUGGCAAUUUAUGCCUGUCAUUCCGGCACAAGCUGGCAGGCCACCAUGUGGGAAUGCUUCAAGUGUUUGUGAAAAAAGGAAAGCAGUACAGUCCUGCAGUGUGGGGCCGAACGGGGGGCAAUGGCUGGAGGCACACCCAGAUCACAUUAUGGGGUACAGGCCUGGAAAGUGUCAUCUUAAAGGGGGAACGUGGGAGAGGCAGAAGUGGAGAGAUGGCUGUGGAUGAUAUCACCUUGAGGAAAGGUUCCUGCACAGAGGAGCACAAUCUAAGGAGACUCUGACUGAAAGAAUGGUGAAGGGCAGACAAAAAGGACAACGAGAGGAAAAAUCAUCCUAAAGAGAAGAGACUCUGCUGUGACACCUCCUUAUUCUGCUCUGAUCCUUACUUUGUCCUUCUCAUCCCCCAACCCUACUGUGAGUGGUGUCAAAAGUUAAGCAUACAAUUUAGUGUUACAGGAGGUUUUUCCUAUUCAUCUGUUCAUGAACAAGAAGAACUUAGUAGGAUAUUUUUGGCAGCACUCUCCAGUCGUCUCACCCCACAAUUUCAGUUUUCUGAACUGUGCAUGUACUGAUGUAUUAUGGAAAUGUACUGCAUCUCAUAUUGGCUCUGGCAGCCUCCAGCCACACCAGGAAGAUUCAUUCAUUUUUCUAAAUAUAAAUCUGUUCCUUUGCUUUGCAUCUUUGUUUUGUCCAAAUAUUGUAAACACAGUCUAUAUGUUUUAAUUCACUUGCUUGUGACACACACGACCACAAAUGCAGUUCCUGUUUAUGAUAAAGAACAAUAUUAGACUUGGUGCUCUUUUAUUUUUAGAAGAAGUUCAAUUUGCCAAAAUUAGAUUUUAAAGUUGGAUUUUUCUAAAUGGAUGUAGUUCCAGAGUUAACAUUGACGGUCACAGUGCCAAACUUCAAUACAAUAAAGCUGUAAAUUUUCACCAAAAAUUUCAGAAUUUUUUAGAUUAAUUUACAUAUUUACUUGGAUAAAGACUUUGAAAUGUCUU